Messenger RNA from Daphnia pulex (common water flea), 788 nucleotides. RefSeq lists its product as uncharacterized. The transcript has 2 exons. The coding region runs from base 317 to 760 and encodes 147 amino acids. The record is from RefSeq and is a predicted model, not a curated record. Lineage: Eukaryota; Metazoa; Arthropoda; Branchiopoda; Diplostraca; Daphniidae.
AGAAAGUAAAGGUUUAUUUUCCGUUUUUUAAACUUUCAGAUGCGCAACAUAUGUUCCGUCCAAAUUAAUGAAGUGUCGAGUUGAGACCAGAUCUCUUGAACUAUUUUCCUGUUUUUCACAAGGAUUGUAUAUAGGGCUCUUCGGGAUCUGUUUUAUUUAGCCGAUUUAUGUGGCAACGCAGCAUGGCUCUAGACUUAUUUCGAACAAUAAUGUAAUGUCAAAAAUUUUUGCUUCUGCAUCCCAACAACAAGGCUCUACUAGUUUGACAAAAGUGUUUCUUCUGUGUUGAAAAAUGUGUUUCAUGUUUUGAAAUAUUAUGUCUUUAUCGAAUUAUGUUAGUGGGCUUUCAGUAGAAGCCAAAGAAAAAUACCUUGAUAAAUUGGAUAUUCUUCAGUGUGAUUGCCCUUACAGUUUAUCUAAAGAUUUGUGGAAACAAGGACUUCAGUGUUGCACAAUUAUUCCCAAAAUAGAUCAUGGGGAUAUAUUCGCCUACUUAGUUUUCUCCAGAAGUAUUAUAGAUGUGGAGAAAACAAAGAGAGCCUUCAAAGGUCUCAAAGCUGAGUCAAAACAAGCAGUGAACGAUGGCUGGCUGAAACAAUUUAUGGCAAUGUGUUUGUCAUCUGGAGUGGUUUUAGUUAAAGCUAAGGUAACUCCAUCUCAAGCUAUCAGCGAAACUCCUCACUCACCAUGGGCUGCAAUAGGUGUUGAUGGCUGUGUAAUAUACGCUCAUUGUACCUGUGCUGUAGGGGUUAAUACUUAAUAACAAUAUUGGAUGUCUUUUAAUCAUC